This is a messenger RNA of Mugil cephalus (flathead mullet), 2010 nucleotides long. Its product is annotated as flavin-containing monooxygenase 5-like. The record is from RefSeq and is a predicted model, not a curated record. Gene Ontology annotation, molecular function: NADP binding; flavin adenine dinucleotide binding; N,N-dimethylaniline monooxygenase activity. The transcript has 9 exons. NCBI's taxonomy places the organism in Eukaryota, Metazoa, Chordata, Actinopteri, Mugiliformes, Mugilidae. The coding region runs from base 271 to 1929 and encodes 552 amino acids.
GUGAUCCUACCGCCAUGAUAUCUUGUAGACAUGUCGUAGCUGCUUGCUAAGUGUCCCACUAAACUGUAGAUGUUAUAAAAGCAGGCUGCAUUAUAAUACACUAGUAGUGGUCCACUACUAUCCAAAUACUGAAUGGUGUAGAAAAGAUGGCCUUCAAACACAAAACUGUUUCACGUCAAACGAGAAAAUACCCACAUUUCACUCUCCAAUCUGUUUGCAGCUGCAGCUCAAACCUCUGGGACAGCUCAGAGUUCCUGACACUCCUCCAGCAUGGUUCAGAGUGUGGCAGUGAUCGGAGCAGGCCCCUCUGGUCUGACCAGCAUCAAAGCCUGUUUGGAUGAAGGGCUGGAGCCCACGUGCUUUGAGAGCAGCCAUGACAUUGGAGGUCUGUGGAGAUUUAAGGAGAAGCCAGAGCCCGGGCAUGCAAACAUCUACCAGUCAGUGGUUAUCAACAGCUCCAAAGAGAUGAUGUCUUUCAGUGACUUCCCUCCUCCCGCUGAGCUGCCCAACAACAUGCACCACUCUGAGGUGCUGUUGUAUCUGCGUCUCUAUGCUCAGACUUUUAACCUGUUGCAGCACAUACACUUCCAGACCGCUGUGGUCAGUGUGAGGCAGAGACCAGACUUCGCUGUGACAGGCCAGUGGGAGGUGGAGACGGAGGGGAGAGAGGCCCAGAGGGAGACGCAUGUUUUUGAUGCAGUGAUAGUUUGCAGUGGACAUUUCACCCAGCCUCACCUGCCCCUCACAGACUUCACAGGUAUUGAGAGCUUUGAAGGCAGAUAUUUCCACAGCUGGGAAUACCGCAGUGCUGAGGGUCUGGAAGGGAAAAGAGUGGUGGUGAUUGGGAUCGGGAACUCUGGGGGGGAUAUUGCUGUGGACAUCAGUAGAGUUGCUGACAAGGUGUACCUCAGUACCAGGAGUGGAGCAUGGGUGGUCGGCCGCAUAGGACCUGGGGGGCUGCCGGGUGAUGUGGUUGGGACAUCUCGAAGGGACAUGAUGAUAAAGAAUCUCUUUCCCUUGCGCAUCACCAGGAUGGUGGAGAAUAAACUGAAUGAAGCAUUUGACCACAAAUUAUACGGCCUAAAACCUAAACACGGCUUCUUUGCACAGAUUCCUGUAGUGAAUGAUGAUCUGCCAGCUCGGAUCAUCUCGGGCCGCGUUCAGGUGAAACCAAACGUGAAGGAGUUCUGUGGCUCCAGUGUGGUCUUUGUUGAUGGGAGCGUUGUGGAAAAGGUGGACGUAGUGGUGUUUGCCACAGGGUACAACUACAGCUUCCCUUUCCUGCCCUCACAGCUGCAGGAUAAGAGUGGCUACAGGCUGCGUCUCUACAAGCACGUGUUCCCUCCUUCACUGACCCGGCCUACGCUAGCAGUGGUGGGCUUCAUUCAUGCCCUUGGUGCAAUCAACCCUCUGGCUGAGAUGCAGGCUCGAUGGGCUACAAGGGUGUUUAAAGGUUUAAGAUCCCUCCCUGCAGAGGAAACCAUGAUGAAGGAAAUUGAAAAAGACACAGCAACCAUGCAUCAGAACUUCGCGUGCUCGGAGCGUAACCCCCUACAGGUGGACAACACGACUUACAUGGACUCCCUGGCUAAGGAGGUGGGGGUUAGGCCAAACUUACUGUGGCUCUUCAUGACGGAUCCCAAACUGGCACACCAGGUGUUUGUGGGCCCCUGCACUCCUUACCAGUACCGCCUGACAGGACCGGGCCAGUGGGCUGGAGCCCGCCAGGCAAUCCUUACUCAGUGGGAACGGGUGCUGCAGCCUUUCAGGACCAGAGUGGUACCAGAACCGGAAACUAGACCGUCCUCUAGGCUGAGCACCUUUAUGAUUUUCUCAGGUGCAGCCCUGCUGUGCUGCCUCUAUUAUAACAAACACUCUCUGUCCUCCUUCGUCUUCUCCUCUCCCUCCUUCCUCAGAGGUCCUCAAUAAGCUGCACUGUAAAUGACUGACUUUGCAAAAUGUAUACUAACUGGACAAUUAAGUAAAUAAAGUGGUUAUUAUUAAAUUAUA